This is a messenger RNA of Nomascus leucogenys (northern white-cheeked gibbon), 3949 nucleotides long. RefSeq names its product profilin 2 (gene PFN2). The record is from RefSeq and is a predicted model, not a curated record. Gene Ontology annotation, biological process: regulation of actin filament polymerization; positive regulation of actin filament bundle assembly; actin cytoskeleton organization. Gene Ontology annotation, molecular function: actin binding. NCBI's taxonomy places the organism in Eukaryota, Metazoa, Chordata, Mammalia, Primates, Hylobatidae. Gene Ontology annotation, cellular component: cytoplasm.
CUGUCAUUACCUUUUUGUUUACUGUUUCAAUUUACUGAAUUAUACAUACAAUGAAGAGCACAAUAAUAAAUGUACAUACAGCUUGAUGAAUUCUCACAUAGUGAGCCUGUUACAAGUAAUCUAUUAUUAACUUUUAAGAUGAUACAGUGCUAUGAUCGAAGGACUAAAAUGAUCAACAUCACCAUAAAAGGCAGAGUCAUAAACAAGAACAAUUAAGUGUAAUUAAAUCAGGUGGGAGGCACACUUACAAAAAUGAAACAAUUUUUGGCUCACAUUUCACACAGGUAUUCUGUAUCUUUAGAACAUGAGAAAAUACAUAUUCUCAGUCUGAUAGGUCUCUGACUUGGGGGUUCUUUUACUGUACUUUUUUUUUUCUCUCUAGUAGCUGAACAUUUUAAAGCAAUCAGCAGAAAAAAUAUAAAACUUCAGAACCCAUUAGACUUUUAAAAGCAACGUUCUUGCCCUUUCCAGAGAUACAUUCCUUAAUUCUCCUACAAAUCAUGACCUUACACGGUAACUUUAAGGGUGAACAUCAACUUAUCUACAUUUUGGUGCUUUCUUUCCCUUAAGUGGCAGAUGGUUUCUAUUAACCUAAAAUUGAAGUCAUUGUUGGGGGACCCCUAAUUCCAUGUCUAGUCCUAGUGCCCAGAGGCUACCAAAGACGAUACGAAUUUCUCAGGCACUCUACCCACCGUUUACCUUGUUAAUACAAAUCUUUCCCAGACCUGGGUCCCGAAAUUAUUUUACCCUGCAGAGCAGUAGUGUUAUGGUGUUCAUUCAGUGAACUCUUCCCUAGUUUUUAAUCUUUGUGAUUUCUGCGUAUACUUGAAGCCACCAGUAACUUUCCCAGUUACAAAGAAAGUGUAACACAGGUCGCUAUUUGUUUUGUUCGGAAUUUACGAGCAAUUUAACCACACGUGAUUAGCAACAUUAAGGGGGCUCCUUCAGGCAAAGAAUACACAGAAUGAGAGGCCCGGUACCCAAAUGAAGCAACGAUGAAAGAUCGGCGAAGCUCAGCAAGGUGCCUGAGCGCCACGGACGCCUGCUCUGAUUUCAGGUUGCCGGCGCGCGCCCGCGGGUCUGCCUUUAUGGACGAGGCGCAAGAGGGGUCCAGGAAAGAGGGUGCCCUUAAGAGACUCGGAGAUGAGCGUGGGCAACCCUGCCACCAGCCGCCCCUGCCACCAGCCGUCCCCACCACAAAGAGGAGGAAACGCUCCACAUCCCGUCACCAGGGCAACUCUGCAACCCGACACCGAGGCUCAAGAUUCCGCAUCCCGGGCAGCGGACACAGGAGGAAAGCACAUCGCGGCGCGGCCCGGCCGCGGGGCUCCAAGGCGUCCUUGCCGCCGCUAUUCCUGGGGUGCCGAGAGCGAGGCAGGGGCAACCCUCUCCGCCGGCCUGGGGCCGAAGCUCGGCCCUCCACCGCAACGCCACCGCGCCCAGCCGGCGCCUCCCGCACGUGGCGGCCGUGAUUGUCCCGGGGCGGUAUCCCUCCGCGCCCCCGCCUCAGUCUCCCCCCGCCCUUCCCGGGACCCUCCGUGCCCGGGCGCCGCGGAAGGAUCGCACGCACGCGCGCGCGCACGCCCCGUCGUGUCCGCGGAAAACGGAGGGCGCUGCGGUAAGGAGCAGCCGCCGCCGCCGGCACAGCCGCUUCGCAGCCUCCUACCGCUGGUUUGUCAGCCCCGCGGCUGCGGGCGGCCGGGCGGCCGAGCGCGCUCUGAGGUUCGUCCCUCAUCGCUGAACCCGCGUCCUCCCUCCGCAGCUCCUCGGGGAGGGGGGCGGUCGGUGCCUGCGCAGAGCCGCCUCCUCUCCGCCCCCGCCCCGCCUCCCCCCGCGCCGCCGCCGCCGCCGCCCGCUACCGCCGCCGCCGCCGCCGCCGCUGCGCCUGCUGCUCCUCGCCGUCCGCGCUGCAGUGCGAAGGGCUCGAAGAUGGCCGGUUGGCAGAGCUACGUGGAUAACCUGAUGUGCGAUGGCUGCUGCCAGGAGGCCGCCAUUGUCGGCUACUGCGACGCCAAAUACGUCUGGGCAGCCACGGCCGGGGGCGUCUUUCAGAGCAUUACGCCAAUAGAAAUAGAUAUGAUUGUAGGAAAAGACCGGGAAGGUUUCUUUACCAACGGUUUGACUCUUGGCGCGAAGAAAUGCUCAGUGAUCAGAGAUAGUCUAUACGUCGAUGGUGACUGCACAAUGGACAUCCGGACAAAGAGUCAAGGUGGGGAGCCAACAUACAAUGUGGCUGUCGGCAGAGCUGGUAGAGUCUUGGUCUUUGUAAUGGGAAAAGAAGGGGUCCAUGGAGGCGGAUUGAAUAAGAAGGCAUACUCAAUGGCAAAAUACUUGAGAGACUCUGGGUUCUAGCUGCUAGGCAGACUGUUAAGUAUUAGGGGAAAAUUGCUCUUAAACUUUCCUAGCUGUAAGCUUAAGUCUUAAUUCUGGAAAUUUUAUUAGCAAUGCAGGGUGAUGGGAUAUGAACCUGUGUCUCCUUUGUAUCCCUCUGUUGGUGGGGAAAGGUGUCUUUCUUUCUGCCCUCCCCCCCCACAAAAUAAUUCUGUUCACUUUUGUUUUGUUUCCUUGUGUACUCCAGCAUUGGUUAUAGUCAUGGGAAAGGAAGGUGUCCACGGAGGCACACUUAACAAGAAAGCAUAUGAACUCGCUUUAUACCUGAGGAGGUCUGAUGUGUAAGCAGCCUCUCCCCAUCUACCUAGCAACUGUCUUCAUCAACAACCCUAAUUAUGGUCACAAUGCUACCAAACUAUAGAUGGUAGCUAAUUUUUCUUUACCUAUUUUCUAAUGUCAUGAUUCCUGUUUGCCCAAUGGAUCAUUUGUAUGUUAACCACUGUAUGUAACCAACCCUUAUCUGGCAACAUAAUUGCAGCACAAUAAUGAUUUGCAUGAUACCUUGAAAUUGGGGGGAGGGGGCAUGCCAAGUUGGGCAUCACUUUGUCUUAGCAAUUAAUGGGAUAUUGAUUACUAAAAUAAGUUAAUAUUAAGCAAGGUGCCGGUUGUACAAUCUCUGAUCAGUGUCUUUUCAGCACUUUGAGCAUUUACUUGGCUCAUUUAGUCUUCCUUUUGUAGCGCAUGGUUGGGAGGAAAAAGUGCAUGCAUCUUUCCUUCACUCUUCUCUUUUUCCCGCCCUCCCCCCCCCCCCCGCCCCUUCGCACAUAGGCAUUUGGUUUGCUUCCAUCUUUUUUUAUGCAGUGCCUGUUUUUUUUAACCAAUUAAUAUCCCUUUUGUUGAUGAGCUAUUGAGAGCUGCAGUAGUUUGCUUUUAGUAUUGUUGUUGCACUUGAGUAGAGACAAACUUUUAUUCAUAGUGUCUACAGGACAUAUGAAGAGUGCAAUGGCAAAACAAGAGCAAAAAGCACUUCCUCCCAUGACCUUACAGUAACCAUACUGAUUGAAUCCCCAGGGACAUUCCAUCAUUGCAAUAGCUCAGAUUUUUCUUCCUUUUUCUUUGCACACCAGCUCUACUCUUUAGUAAAAUUGUAAAAGGCUGCCAUUAUGGACAUUAGGUAUCCCAACAUAACCAUCUGGAGUGUGUCCAGUUUGUUCUUCAUAGGACCAAUUUUUAUUUGCAGCUUGAGUUUUUAUAUGAAGUUGCAUUGUUGUGGACUUGGCUGUCUUGUGAUGAAUUUUUUUCAUAUGUAUUCUGUGCCAUACUAUUGUUAAAAUGAACUGUUGCUAUUGUGAGAUGGAUUUUAACUGACCUAUUAAGGGUUUCUUUCGAAUGGCACUACUUUAGGGACAUUCUAGUAUUUGCUUCUAUUGUUUGGGCCUUGUGGAUAAUGUACAGAUUUAAAAACAAAUCUUGUUGCUGAUUUGUCCAUUUCUUUCCCUGCACUGUUACAUCUGGGAUACAGUCUAACUCAUCUGAUUUAAUAUGCAUUUAAAAAAAUGCCAUAACUAUUAAACACCUUGUUUACAGACAGAUGAAAUAAAUUUAUUCCAACCAAAUA